This is a messenger RNA of Cataglyphis hispanica, 3286 nucleotides long. It is a transcript of the gene Prp40, whose product is annotated as pre-mRNA-processing factor 40 homolog A. Gene Ontology annotation, cellular component: U1 snRNP; U2-type prespliceosome. NCBI's taxonomy places the organism in Eukaryota, Metazoa, Arthropoda, Insecta, Hymenoptera, Formicidae. Gene Ontology annotation, molecular function: RNA binding; protein binding. The coding region runs from base 154 to 2658 and encodes 834 amino acids. The transcript has 8 exons. Gene Ontology annotation, biological process: mRNA cis splicing, via spliceosome. The record is from RefSeq and is a predicted model, not a curated record.
UGCGUAUAGUGAGUAGUAUGAUCAUUCAAGUUCAGGUUAUGAAUUGUGAAGUAAAGUGUUGUUUAGUUGUUUACGGAUAUUAGAUUUGUUAUCGAUGCUCUGAUUGUGCGAACGAUUGCAAAAUCCUACUAGGGGCGAUUUUUUUAUACAAAAAUGGCUUCCAACGAUGGUAUUCCACCACCUGCCGUAACAGGAUUUUCAUCGCCAAGUAUCGCACCUAGCUUUGUGCCACCUAUUAUGCCUGCGGCACCUUUUAUUCCUCCUCCCAGUCUACCGCCAGGUCCUCCGGGUAUAAUGCCGCCUCAGUUUUCUAUACCUCCGCCAGGUUUUACUUUUCCCAUUACUGCUGCACCUUCUCCAGAGGCUGGAGUCAUAGCUGCAUCACCACAGAUAACAGCACCGGGGAUUCCUCCUCCUUCGCCUAUCACCAAUGACACCACCACCUCGACGAUGUCCAUUUCCACAUCAGAGAAGAAGAGCGACUGGAGUGAACACAAAGCACCGGAUGGCAGAACAUAUUACUAUAAUAGUAUUACGAAGCAAUCGUUGUGGGAGAAACCGGACGAAUUGAAGACCCCGAGUGAAUUGUUAUUGUCGCAGUGUCCUUGGAAGGAAUAUAAAUCGGAAAACGGCAAAAUAUAUUAUCACAAUGUAACGACUAAGGAAUCCAGAUGGACAAUACCACCGGAAUUGGAAGAAUUGAAAACUCGAAUCCUGGCCGAGGAAGCUGCAGCGGCCGCCGCUGCCGCUGUAGCAAGUACCACAAAUUCCAAUAUAGUUCCUGUAGCCAUGCAACAUUUAUCACCAAAUAUCACGACUAUAUCACAGACUAGUACACCAGAACCAGGUGGAAAAUCUGCCAUCGAGCAAGCGAUGGCCGCAACCCUUGCGGCGAUUAAUAUUCCGACACCACCUACAAAGCCAGAUGAAGAUAGCAAUUCCGCAAUGGGAUCGGCUAAUGAUAGUCGUACCAGCACUCCUGAGCCAAAAAUGCAAUUUAAAGAUAAAAAGGAAGCAAUUGAGGCAUUUAAAGAAUUAUUAAAGGAAAGGGACGUUCCAUCAAAUGCUACGUGGGAGCAGGCGGUUAAAUUGAUUCAGAAUGAUCCUAGAUAUCCACAGAUGAAGAAAUUGAAUGAACGUAAACAGGUCUUCAAUUCGUACAAGACACAAAAACUAAAAGAAGAGCGUGAACAAGAGAGACUCAGAUUGAAAAAGGCAAAGGAAGAUCUGGAGCAAUUUUUAUUGGAAAACGAUAGAAUGAUGAGUACAACCAAGUAUUACAAGUGCGAAGAGCUGUUUGGUAAUCUGGAGAUUUGGAGAGCUGUCGGGGAUUCAGAUCGUCGAGACAUUUACGAGGAUGUCAUCUUCAAUCUGGCAAAACGUGAGAAAGAGGAAGCAAAACAAUUAAAGAAAAGGAAUACCAAAAGACUAGCGCAAGUUCUGGAUACUAUGACCGAGGUGACAUACAGGACUACAUGGCAGGAAGCUCAGGCACUGUUGCUACAGCAUCCUGCAUUUGCAGAAGAUGCAGACUUACUGGAGAUGGACAAGGAGGAUGCCUUGAUUGUCUUCGAGAAUCAUAUUCGCCAAUUGGAGAAGGACGAAGAAGAAGAGAAAGAAUGUGAGAAAAAACGUAGAAAACGACAGGAAAGGAAAAACAGAGAUGGUUUCAUAUAUUUACUUGAUGAACUUCACGAACAAGGUAAACUUACAUCAAUGUCGCUGUGGGUGGAGUUGUAUCCCAUGCUGUCCGCAGAUCUUCGAUUCUCGGCUAUGCUCGGACAAUCAGGUUCGACUCCAUUAGAUCUUUUCAAAUUCUACGUCGAAGACUUAAAGUCUCGAUUCCAUGAUGAGAAGAAGAUCAUUCGUGAGAUACUUAAAGACAAGAAUUUUGAAGUGCAAGUCAAUACGACUUUCGAGGAAUUCGCUACAGUCGUAUGCGAAGAUCGAAAGUCGGCCACUCUAGACGCGGGUAACGUUAAACUAACAUACAAUCUAUUAUUGGAAAAAGCAGAAGCUCGCGAAAAGGAACGUGUUAAGGAAGAAACGCGAAAGUUUAAGAAAUUGGAGACAGGUUUCAAAAAUUUACUCAAGACGUUGAAUGUGGACUAUCAAAUGACAUGGGAAGAUGUGAGGGCGAAAAUUGAGGAAGAACAAGAUUUCAAAGCGAUCACUUUGGAAAGUGAAAGAAUACGCAUAUUCAAGGAAUAUCAGCAUGAACUUGAAGAGAGUUGCAGUCAUCAUCAUAUUAGAAGCAAGAAGAAAAAGGCGAAAAAGUUGAAACGUAAAUCACGAUCGCGUUCGCACAGCGAAUCGGAAGGUAGUGACAAAGGUAUGAAGAGAAAACGGCAUAAGUCACGUUCACCCAGUAUUCUCAGCAAGUCCGACAGUUCUGAAUCGGAAACGAGGAAAUCUAAGAGAAAGAAAAACAAACGGAAGAGAGGUCGCAGUCAUUCUCGCUCUCAUUCGAGACUUGCAUCUUCCGAGGAAGCUUCUCCAGAAAGGAAACGGAAAGAAGAAAAGCAUAGGAGACCCUCUAUUCACAGUGAGGGAUCUGUCACGGAAAAUAAUGAGCAUCAUGAACUUUCUGAAGAUGAAUUAGAAAAACAACGGGCGCAACUCUUGCGCGAGCUUCAAAUGCAACAAGAGGAAAAUUAAAAACUAUGUCAAGCCUUGUUGUGUUUCAAGAAGAAAAGGGGCAGAAAAAAAGAGAACACAAAAAAGAUAAUGUCCUUUCUGAAAUUUAAAAUUAGAAAUCGUUUAUCUUUUUGUUUAAUGUUCUCGUAUUGAAUUAAAUGACGAUUAUCUUUUUUUAAAAAUAUGUUCUUCGCUACACUGACAUCUUUAUUAUUUUAGAAAAUGGUAAUAUAUUAAAAUCGAGAAUUUAACAUAUCUAAAAUAACGAGUCGAGUCAUGUUUGUUUUUAAGAAGAAUCAUAAAUCUGAAAUUCGCGCUUUAUAUAUAUAUAUAACGUGGAUAUUUGCAUAAAAAUAGAUUACAUUACAUAACGCAUUCCGAUCUUCUACAGCACACAUGAUAUUUUCUAAAGAUGUAUCACCUGUCUUAUUCUUUUUAUUUUUUAUGAUUUGGUGUUCGUGCAUUAUUCUUUGUGAUUAGAAGUAACGAUGCGCGACAAAUGGGAAAUAUAAUAUUAAUCUAUCUCUGACGUUACUAAAAUACAAUAGCUUACAAAUUUUCUUCUCGGCAUUAUCGGUUUGCGUUAGCGUGUAAAUUGACUUCUCUACACUACACUAAGAUUAAUAAAGUUUGCCAUUACAUAAUGUAA